AGCUGUGGUUCAGUCCUGAUCCACACUAACACACGUCACAGAGAGUGAGUUAUAACCUCAGUUUCUUCCUGUGUAAAACGGAGACAACACUCAACGGGUUAGGAGGACUAAGUGAGAAAAUGCUUAUUAACUCAGUUCCUAGCACAGAGGAAGCACAAGAUUCUGUGAUCCAAUCCUCCACUACAAAGACUUCUGAGAAAGAGGCUCUCCAGAGGUAAAAAGUCUGCGGAUAGGAAAUCCCUUAGCUUCCGGGCUUCUGCGGGACUCCCAUCUUUUCCCCGGACAACGGAGAACGGGACCUCUUUCUCUUGGGACCCGCGGUGGGAUCCAGGGCCUGAAGGUGAAGCCUAAAAGUUAGGUGGGCUCUUGGAGCCCGGAUUCCAGCUUCCUUUAUGCAGAAGCCCCGUGGAAUCGUGGUCUGACGCACUGGGAGACAGAGACGCCGGCCUGAGUGGAUGCUGUGGCUGUCUUUUGACUUGGCUCUUUCCGUGGGAAGGUAGAAAGGAGCAGCGAGGCGAGAAUUUAUAGUUCUUUGACAUCAUCAUGUUGUCCUGGAAAGCCAGCGCGCUUUCACAAUCCCCUCACCAGACCGGGCGACCCAGCUUUGAAUGCUUUUAAGGCGUUUGCACCAAACUAGUUGAAUGCAGCCACCUUUCCUACAACUGGGAAACUAGGAGUCUCUCUAGCAAGUUGAAUUCUCCCCUUUACGAAUGAAUGACCGCUUCUGGUUUAGGAAAAUGUUCUGAUGUUAGAUUGCUCUUGGGUGGGCCUUUCCUUCUAAUAGCAAUUGUGUUCCCUUAGUUUGACUGAUUUAGGGAGGCAGGCUUACUUAUAUUGGUACUCUGAGAAUGUUGCCUACUGUGGUUGUAAGGAAAGUUUUGUUCAGCCAACAAGAGCUCAUUCUCUCAGUGGAAAAGCAGCCUAGUCGUCGCUAACGCUUCCUUGCUCGAUAGGUCUGAAGAGACUUCAAACACGGACACAUGAAGACGUUUCACUGUCUCCUACAGGUUCCCGCAGUCAAAUUCCCGGCAGGCAAGGCAGGCGGAGAGGGCAACUCUGGGGCAGUUCCAUUGAGAAAAAUAAAUUUAUUCAACAGCAUAACAAUCUGGCUUAUAAACAGGGAGUUAACCAAGCAAAAAAUAACCUUCAAGAAACUAUGGACACUCGCUCACCAUUCAUUGCCCAAGCCAGCAGAGCGCCUACAUCUUGAGCAACGUAUUCUGCUUCAUAUCACUCUUAUCUCUCGCUCUUUUUUCUUUCGUUAAGUGACUCCCUUUUCAGAGGCGGCGGUCCAAAAAUUAACCUUUCUGGGAAAGAGAGAAAUCAAAUGCAAAUCGGCUUGGCGCUGCCUGACUCACAAAACGCCCUGGGGAUGCGACUAUGUCUAUAGGUGAUUUUUCCUUAAAAAAAAUUUUUCCCCCCUCUCUCUGAAAGAGUGAAACUGCCUGCCGUGAGGAAGUUCUCCUUGAUUUUGUCUCCAGUAAAUUCGCCGGGUGCAGACUGCCUUAGCGUUUUAAAUCGGGUUAGUGACCACUAGAGACGGAAAUCGCUAAUUACCAAGUCCCUUUUGAUCUCCCCGGGCCGUUUGGCUCUUGACCCUGGAGGCUCCAGUAUCCGUGCUUUCCCAGAACUGGACCACAGCGGCGAGACCAGAGCCGGGUCUACAGUUAACGUGUACGCCAAGGUCUGGAUCGGACUGCUAAAAAUGUCCACAGACAUCCCAGAGUUGCAGACUUCGGGAGCUGAUGUGCUGCUGGAAGUUAACUAGCGCCUGUGUGUCCAGGAGUUUGAUUAAGCUACCCGCUAACCGCACUUUUCUUUAAAUUUGGGGCUAAGAAUGGGGAAAUAAUAUAUUAAAAUUUCCUCAUCCACUGCCUCUCCCCUCUAACCACCUUCCUUUUUCGAUUUUUUUUUUUUUUUUUUGUGGGAAAUUGAGUUUUCUUCUUUUUGCUGGGACUAAAAUGUGAUUCGAAAUAGUUUGUGAAAUGAACAAAAGUCACCAGCAAGCCGGACGUCUGGGGCAGAGCGCUGACGGUAGAGGAGUGAGAGCGAAGGCUUGGUCUGGGAGGAUAAUGGGGAGCCGGCCUCCUCCCCGUCUCGUCUCCAUUCCCCUCUGUCUUCCAGGUAAAACGGAUUUCCCUUCAUCCAUCACCCGCUGGGAGCGCCCUUCCCCAGGCAAGCGGAGAAUUUGUUAGCUGCCAGAACCUGUUAGCUCCGUUCGGGGCGGCUUUGUGGAGCCAAACGAGGCUCCCUCCAUUGUGGCCUUUGUCCGAGGAAUUUAAGUAUUUACAUAAUGCGUGAGCACGGAACUCGGCGAUGGGUCGGGACUCGGUGUGUGGAGACUGGCGCGUACUCGGCAACCGCGGCGCCCUGGCGCGCGUGCGCCCAGGAACCGCCUCGCUGUGCGCGGGCUCAGGGCGCGCAGGUCCUGAGAGCAGCGCCCCUCGCUGGGUCACGUCCGGGGGGCUGCGCUGUAAGAGGUGAAGUUUCGGUGAAUGAAUCGAAGAAGCUGGAUCCAUGAGACUCUGAAGCUGGAAUAAUUAAUUCGGUUUUCUAGGAGAAUGUUGGGCGCUUCGUCGUUUUACUUGCUGACCCGUGCGCUCAAUGGACCCUGGCGCCACGGACCGCGGAGGCGCCUCGGGUUCCGAUCACUCGCGGGGUCGCUUCCCACCCGCGCGCCAGCGGACAGCGAGGGGCAUUUAAAGGGGAGAAGAGUGCGCGAUGUGCAGACCACUGCUAUGCGGAGUUUAGGAAGGAAUCUGGAGGCUUUCGAGGCGCGCACACUUCUCAGAGUAAAUGCAGAUACUUUAGGAAGCCGACGUCUCCGAGUAUCCAACCUUUUGGAGAGAGGUGGCUCUACUCAGAAAUCUCGCCCAAGGCGACUCUCCACCAAAAACGCCCCAGAGGUACCCAAAACGCUCCCCAAUCUAGCAGGUGCAAGAUCUAUUAUGCGGCCUCUACUUUCCAAAGCCGGCCGCUGAGAGGCGGAAGUGCUACGGAAUGGAUUUCAAACAGGAGCCCGCACUGGAAGGGGUGGCUAGGCAGACCCUCGAAGCCCAGAAGCGGCCCGCCCUUUCCACGGGGCCUGAGGGCUGGCGCCGCCCCUGAGCGAGCGCGCUCUUCGCCGGUCCCAAUCAGCUCUCUCGCCGGGUCUGUGACGGCAUUCGGCCCCGCCCCCUCGACGGCGAUAAAUACAUCGGCAAAGGCUCCGUCGCGAGCACCGCGUGCGGCCCUGCGCCCCGGCCGGGCCUCCAGGUGCGCUUUAUAUACAUAGCAUCCAGCUUGUAGGGCAGGUUCCGCUGUCCCCGCGGUCAGCCGCGGCCAGCUCCGCAUCCUCCUCAGUCCCCCGUGCGGUGCGGCCAAGCCGAGCGGAUCUCCAGGCUUCUCGCCUUCUUCUUUUUCUCUCCCUCCCUCCUCCGCAGGUGACAUGUCCCGCGGCACUGGCCGGCCGGCUUGCAGGAUGAAAAACCCAAUGCUGGAGGCCGUGUCGCUCGUGCUGGAGAAGCUCCUCUUCAUCUCCAACUUCAAGUUCUUCAGUUCGGGCGCCCCGGGUGAAGACAAGGCGGGGAACACUUUAUAUGAGAUCAACUCUUUUCUCCGCGGCGACGUGCUGGAGGUGCCUCGGACCCACCUGACGCACUAUGGCAUCUACCUGGGCGACAACCGUGUCGCCCACAUGAUGCCCGAUAUCCUGUUGGCCCUGACUGACGACAAAGGGCUCACGCAGAAAGUGGUCUCCAACAAGCGUCUCAUCCUAGGCGUCAUUGGCAGGGUGGCCAGCAUCCGCGUGGACACCGUGGAAGACUUCGCCUACGGAGCCGAGAUCCUGGUCAAUCACCUGGACAGGUCCCUCAAGAAGAAGGCGCUGCUCAACGAAGAGGUGGCGCAGAGGGCAGAGAAGCUGCUGGGCAUAACUCCCUACAGCCUGCUUUGGAACAACUGCGAGCAUUUCGUCACCUACUGCAGGGUAUCUCGAAAUGCACGGCGCACGAGUGUGGCAACGCAGUACCGCUGCCAGCAACGCCAGAGAGCUGCCCAGUUAUUGCUGCAGAAGUCAUCAGGGUGUCCACCCAGCGUAGUUGAAAUGACAAGGGCGAGUGACUGGGAGGGUCACAGAAAAUCUGUCGCCGUAUGCUUGCAACUUUACCCAAGAAUUGGCAGUUGGAAGGAAGUUUUGUGAGAAUGUGAAGAUAAUUAUUCGUGAUCAGAGAAGUGUCCUUGCUUCUGCAGUCUUGGGAUUGGCAUCUAUAUUCUGUCUGGGCUUGACAUCAUAUACUACUCUUCCUGCAAUUUUUAUUCCAUUCUGUUUAUGGAUG
This is a messenger RNA of Bubalus bubalis (water buffalo), 4316 nucleotides long. It is a transcript of the gene LRAT, whose product is annotated as lecithin retinol acyltransferase. Gene Ontology annotation, molecular function: phosphatidylcholine-retinol O-acyltransferase activity. Lineage: Eukaryota; Metazoa; Chordata; Mammalia; Artiodactyla; Bovidae. The transcript has 4 exons. Bases 3428 to 4180 code for a protein of 250 amino acids. Gene Ontology annotation, biological process: retinol metabolic process. The record is from RefSeq and is a predicted model, not a curated record.